AUGGGACCUGCUUUUGUGACCUACAGCUUGCUUGGGAUGUAUCCAGUCGUUUGUGACGUCCUGGACUCUGAUUUUACGCUGCUUGAAAGAGCGGGUUCCAAGAUUCGCUUUGCAUCUCAUCGCUUUCCGACAGAUCUCCUCAAAGAACCCCACCAGAUGCCAAACGCCACGACAGAAGCAGCAGAAGCACAGCUUGUCAACGUAGUAGUUGCUUUAGAUGUCAACCCAAACACUGCAAAUCCUAGCAUUAGCGAUGUUCGGCUUGCUAUCGAGAACCGGUUUGGAUCCGAUGCCUUGCCUGUUGCCAUAACACGCUUCCGCUCCGAUUUUGUGAUUCGGUUUGCCUCCAGCCAUGAGAGAGACCUUGUUGUAUCGUCCGAAGUCCUCUAUGGCAAGGAUUUCGACACGCUGCUUGUCAGAUGGUCAAACCGAUAUGGCGUCAGGACUGUCGACUGGCAGACCGAGGCCCGCACGGGCAACAUGGUGUUUCCUGUCAUGAUGGUAACCUACAACUAUUCUGAGGCACCAGCGUUUGUAGAGAACGAGGUCCAUGCCAAUCCAGCUAACUUUGGCUCAGCUGGUUCUGUUGCAUCCUUUGACACAGCCAAUAGAAGGCUUGAACGUGCAGGAUACCACAGAUAUGCAUCGGACAGCAGCUCUUCCUCAUAUAGCGUUUUCUCUAACGAGCCUUUCUACCUGCCCCGAGGUUCAGAGCGGCGGACCCGAGGCCAGACACCUCUGCCAGAGCAGCAAAUGCAUCACGACCACGGCCUCCACCUGUUCCCACCUGAUUUGACACAACAGAGCAGCCGUGCCGACUGCCGCACCUUGCCGCGGUGCUACCGAUCGAGCAGCCGAGCCAAGCCUAGCGUUUAG
This is a messenger RNA of Miscanthus lutarioriparius, 876 nucleotides long. The record is from the annotation of a GenBank genome assembly. Lineage: Eukaryota; Viridiplantae; Streptophyta; Magnoliopsida; Poales; Poaceae.